AUGGAGUGUUGGAAGAUAGUAUGUCUUUCAUCGGCUUUUCCGAUUUUGUUAAUACUCUUUAGGCAUCGAUUCCGUAUUUUUGAUGAUAAGGUUGGUUUCCACCCAACAACACCGCCGAUUGAAUUGAUGAAUGAUGAUGAUGAAGCAUCAACCUGUCCGAUUUGUAUGGACAAUUGGACCACCGGCGGCGAACACCGACCUUGUUGUGUACCAUGUGGUCACAUCUACGGUUUGUCCUGUAUCCAGACCUGGCUAAACCGACGGGGCAGUUGCCCCCAAUGCAAUCGCAGCUACAAAACCGAAGACAUUCGGGUGCUUUUCGCGGCCCGAAUCGUGGCUCUUGAUGAUCAACGAGAUCUGCGCGAAAAGAUUCAAUCGCUUGAAUCCAAAUGCGCGGCUUAUCUCGAUGAUCAGCAAGAGUUACAAGGCAGGAUUCGGACUCAUCUUCGUGACCGAAAGGAGUUACAAGAGAAAAUCGGAAAGCUCGAAGCCGAAUGCGAUGCUCACGAGGAUCAUCAGCAAGAGUUGCGCGACAAGAUUCGGACUCUUGAAUCUGCUCUUGAUGAUCAAGAAGGGUUGCAAGAGAGGAUUCGAUACGCGGAAUGGUUUAGUACAGAGAAGGAAUGGCUAAAGAGAGAACAGGAAUGGUUUAUGAAAGAGAAGGACUGGGAAAAGAAAGAAGGGGAUUUACAGAAGCAGCUGAAAAAUCUUGGCACAAUUACACAGUUCAUCUUGUGGAGUUGGUUGAGGUCAGAAGAAGCACACAAAAGGGACAUGGAUUCUACUCUAUAUUUCGACGGAGAAGAGAGUCAGAGUCGGUUUAGUAUCAGGUGGAUUCUUCGUAAAUGGCGAUUCUGUUCUUCAUAG
Molecule: messenger RNA, 867 nt
Organism: Oldenlandia corymbosa var. corymbosa
Lineage: Eukaryota; Viridiplantae; Streptophyta; Magnoliopsida; Gentianales; Rubiaceae
Source: the annotation of a GenBank genome assembly